Molecule: messenger RNA, 2600 nt
Organism: Myripristis murdjan (pinecone soldierfish)
Lineage: Eukaryota; Metazoa; Chordata; Actinopteri; Holocentriformes; Holocentridae
Gene: coq10a
Product: coenzyme Q10A
Exons: 5
Coding region: 1-750 (249 amino acids)
Biological process (GO): cellular respiration
Cellular component (GO): mitochondrion
Molecular function (GO): ubiquinone binding
Source: RefSeq, a predicted model, not a curated record
AUGGCAGCCGCGGCCAGCGCCCGGAGGUUACCCAUGGGUGUGCGAACAUUCAGCGAGUUUCUCGAGAUUGCCACCGUGGGCUCUCCACGGUCGUGUCGCACUGCAGGGUCAAGAGGAUGCAUCCGACAAAACAUCAGACACUUGUCAUCAUGUGGCAUACUGAUGACAAGAACUCCCAGAGUGCUCUGCCUUCAAGACUGGGACACAAUGACAGCCGUUCCUCAAAGCAGAAACUUCAUCAGCCUCACCAAUAAAAGGAAGGAGUACUCCGAACGUAGGAUACUUGGAUACUCCAUGCAGGAGAUGUAUGAUGUGGUGGCCAAUGUGGAUGAAUACAAGCACUUUGUUCCCUGGUGUAAGAAGUCACAGACCAUCAUGAAGCGAGCAGGCCACUCCAAAGCCCAGCUGGAGGUGGGCUUCCCACCAGUGGUAGAGAGAUACACAUCUAUGAUCACUAGUGUCCGGCCUCAUCUUGUUAAAGCGGUAUGUACAGAUGGAAAACUUUUCAAUCACCUUGAGACAAUAUGGCGCUUCAGUCCUGGUAUCCCUGGCUACCCUCGCACCUGCACUGUAGACUUUUCUAUUUCCUUUGAGUUCCGCUCUUUGCUGCACUCCCAGUUAGCCACAGUAUUCUUUGAUGAAGUCGUAAAGCAGAACGUUGCUGCCUUUGAGCGGCGAGCCUGUAAGCUCUAUGGCCCAGAGACUCGAAUCCCGCGGGAGCUGAUGUUUCAUGAGGUGCACCAGACGUGAAGCUGACCACUGUAUGGCCUCGUCUAGCCUUACAACACAUUUACGCCGCUUUUUUCCCACGGACCUGCUUGACGCCGCUCAGUUGCCCACCAUCUGAAGUCUCCACGGCCACCCAGAUGCCAGUGUCCCUCACAAGAACGUAGGACUGUCCAUCCCUUGUAAGCCUCACAUAGGAACAGUCACAGUUGUUACUUCUGCGCCAAUAUAACAUGACACAGCAUUAGUGUUUUUUUUUUUUUACUACGCCCCCUCUCCAUAUGUUAAGUCUGUACAGUGUCCAUCUACCUCCACUCAAGGGAUCCUGCCUUGGCAGAGGAACCCUGCAUUGCUGGUUUGCUCCAUUGCAGUCACAAGCUCUAUUUAUGUAAACAAAACAGUAAAUCCAUGCAACAUCAUAACACCAAUGGCAGUGACUUGAGUAUUAUUAUUCAGCAGCGAAUGGACAGCACAAUUACAGUCGACAACACACUUUUUUUUUUUUUUUUUUUUUUUACAAAAGGCAUCGGGACCUUUUGAUGCUGACUUUGUGCCAGCAGUGACGUGUUUGGCUGUUGACUGGGAACAAAGCUUGCUAUUCACUGUGCCCUUGAAGGGGUCACACACCACUUAUUUUACCUGCGACUUUAUCAUUUUCAAGUCAAGGUGUGUCUGAACUUCUGUUUCAGUUCAGCACUUGCAACAGCUGAUGACAUUGUUUUUUACUUAAUCAAAUGGUGGUUUUAAAUUAUUUGUCUGACCUAUGAUACUGGACCUGGUACUGAACAGAAAAAAGCAAUUCAUUUUAUCCUAGUCAGUUUUCAAAUAAUUGCUUAUGCAAAUUAAGUUUAAGCAAAUUAAAUUUAGUAUGUUUUUAUCGGGCUGAAAAUUAAUUGUGCCAUUUUUGGGGGGGAAUAAAGGACAUUACCUUGCCCCAAUGUGUGCUGUGAGAAUACUAUUCAAGUGCUAUUUUUUGUUUAGGGGGAAACAAGGUCCCUUUUUUCUUGCUUCAAUUGACUGAGCAUAGAGAAAUGAAGCUUUAACUUGACUAUGUUAUGCUGUGAAGGUUGUAGUUGUGGACAUUGAAACUAGGCCAGAUAUUGUAGUAAUGACUUAUUUUACAGCCCAAAAUACCCACCAGGUAAUUAACAGAAAAUAAAAUAAAUAAAUAAACAAAUAAAUGACCAAGUACAAGGAUACCUUAAUUAUUUGCAAAUAAUUGUAAGCUACCUGGUGCCAGUCAGCAGGGUGAGUAGUACUGUAAACGCAUUAGAAUUACAUUAGUGUGAUACAAAGCAAUGUGGGGUAGAUCAGGGGGGCGGCCUCUGAUCCUCUUUUGCUGUUUGCUAAGUGUAUUCUCAAGUUGAAUAUUUGGCCUGGUGAUGGCACUAGAAGAAAGGUCAUGGGGUCACCAAAAUCAACAAGGUUCUCGCUCUUGGGGGUCAUGAAUGUGCAGAGCAAAUUGACAGGGAUUGACAUUAAAGGUUUUAGCAAUUGCGUUCACCACCAGGACUUUUGGCAGCAGACGCAGUUAUGGGAGAAUUUAUAGUAUCCCUGACUUCUCAUUUCAGGGAUUUAAGCAGUAAAAUCAAAAAGCUUCUUCAAAACAUUUGUGGCAUAGGCUAGUCACUAACUGUAAAAAGUGACUGUUACAGAAUAAUAAUAAUCCAGUGGAUUAUUACACCAAUAAAACAAUCUCUAAUAGAACCUGUUCUGAAAGGGAGAUACCCAACCUUGCAGAUGGUAUCCUGUUACAUCUUAUAACGAAUGUCAGUAGAAACCACAGAGCUAGUCAUACUGUGAUGUUUUUUGCCAUGCACAUUUCUCAAUAUACUAACAUACAUUGUGGGCUGCAGAAUAAACCAUUAUCAAUA